Molecule: messenger RNA, 2456 nt
Organism: Teleopsis dalmanni
Lineage: Eukaryota; Metazoa; Arthropoda; Insecta; Diptera; Diopsidae
Product: 5'-3' exoribonuclease 1-like
Exons: 11
Coding region: 1-2439 (812 amino acids)
Biological process (GO): nuclear-transcribed mRNA catabolic process; rRNA catabolic process; DNA integration
Cellular component (GO): nucleus
Molecular function (GO): 5'-3' RNA exonuclease activity; RNA binding
Source: RefSeq, a predicted model, not a curated record
AUGUGUGCAAAAUUGCAAUUGUGUGCAAAAUUGAUAUAUUUGACACCAUAUCAGCAUAAUCUUCAAUAUUUUCUGGAAGAUAUACUAGAAACCAUCAUAAGUGCCAAUGGUUUGCAAUUAACAGCUGAAGCAUUAAAAUAUUUUUGCUUAAAACUUGGAAUCAAACAUAUAACAACAGCGCCAUUUCAUGCAGCCUCAAACGGGUUAGCCGAACGAUUCGUCAGAUCUUUUAAAACUGCUGUUAAGAAAAACAUUGACGAUGGAUUGUCUCUCAAAUUCGCUGUAUCAAAAUACCUUGCAACAUAUCGUGCAAUGCCGAAUGCUGAAGGUAAAUCACCUGCUGAACUUUUACAUGGAAAAGUUGAGUCCACUUUUUUAGAUGACAGUGAUUGUUCACUGGAUGAACCGCAACAUAUAGCCGAAGAAUUUGAAAUGCAUAAACGAAACUAUUAUAUGGAAAAACUAAAUCAAAAUAAUAUAACUAGUCAGCAAAAGCGGGAGUAUGCUUACCGGUAUAUAACAGCUUUACAAUGGAAUUUAGAUUAUUAUUACCGUGGUGUUCAAUCAUGGGACUGGUAUUAUCCUCACCAUUAUGCGCCUUUUAUUAGCGACCUUAAGGAUUUUAAAGAUUUUAAAAUUGAAUUUAAUAUAGGUGAACCAUUUUUCCCAUAUGAACAGUUACUGGCUGUUUUACCUGCUGCAAGCAAACAAUUACUACCAUUGGCAUACCAAGAUUUAAUGACAAAUUCCAAUAGUGAAAUUAUACAUUUUUAUCCUAAAACUUUUGAUACAGAUCUUAAUGGCAAGAAACAUGAAUGGGAAUCCAUAGUGCUUAUACCGUUUAUAGAUGAGAAACUUUUAAUUAAUGCUAUGAAACCUUGUAGUGUUAACUUAACACCACAAGAAAUUGAACGUAAUAAAUUUGGUCCUAUGCUGAAAUAUGAUUAUACUUCAUCAGCACAGGGAAAAAUAUCUGGUAUAUAUACAAUGGAGGCAAUUCAAAAAGUGUUUUGUUUUGAGAAAGAAGUUUGGUCACAUGAGAUUGCUAUAUCAUCUAGUGAUACAGUUUGUACAAAAUCAUCAAAUGCAUCAAAUAACGUGUUCUUCCCUGGUUUUCCAACCAUGAAACACUUAAAUUAUAAGUUUGAAUUUAAACCUCAACGUGUUAAAGUUUUCGAUCAACCUAGUCGUGGCGAUAAUUUAAUUUUAAAACCACAAAAACGGAAUGAAUUUGAUGACGUUUAUAAAGUAGCAGAAAAAUUCUUAGGGCAAACUGUAUAUAUAGGAUGGCCACAUUUAAUGAAAUCAACAGUAGCAACUGUAUUUAAUAAUGAUGUAAUUAUAAGUAAAACUGGAAUUAAAGAAAAUGAUCCAAAACAAUUCCAACUAAAUGUUAAGUCAACACAGGAACAUUUGUUAAUGCGUAUGGGUAUCGAGCUUGAGGACUAUGAUGUUAUGAUGCAAGUACAUGCUUAUGUUGGUAAAGCAUAUAUAUGCGGCGCUAUGGGAAAAAUAGUUCAAAAUGACGUAUGGAGCCCUUUAACAACCAACUAUCCUGUUCAGUGUGUUGUUCCUGAAAUAUCACUAAUACAAAACAAAAACAUUGGCGUACAAAAAAUAGAGGAAUUUUUUCCUGUAGGCACAUUAACAUUUUAUUUAGGAAACAAAUAUCAUGCAUGUGCAGGUGAAGUAAUAGAUCCUAUGACAGCUUAUAUAAAUGGGCGUAUAUGUUUAAGGAUUCUAUCUUACAAAUAUCCAGAUUUUACUGAAGCAAUAGAACUCCAUAAUGGUUUAAAAGAAAAUUAUGUAAAUUCAUAUAACGCAUCAUCUAUCAUAGGAAUAAGUCCAAAGUGUUUAGGUCGUAUAACUGGUACUGUUUUGGUUGUAGCAGGUGUAAGAAGAAAUAAGAAUCUAGAAAACGUGCCUAAAUUAAAUAUUGGUCUACAAUUAAAAUUCCCGAAACAACAAGAAGAACGGAUUGGAUAUGCACGCUGUUUGAGAAACCAAUGGCAUUAUUCAUCAAAAGCAAUCGAGCUUGUUAAAAAUUAUUUUAUUCAAUAUCCCCAGGUUUUUGAAUAUUUAAAUUUAUUAUCAGACAAAAACGGAUUAAUAUUUGAGUCGGACAUAUUUCCGGAUAAUUUGGGAGAACAUUAUAUUGAAAAGAUUGUGACAUGGAUAAAAUCUCAAGAUCAUAAUACAUCAGAUAGAAUAGUAUGUGGAUCUGAAGUUGCAGAAAAAGGUUCUGUUGAAAUGGUUAUUCGAAUCAUAAAUGAUAUAAAGAAUCAUCCAUUCAAAGAAAUUAAAGCAUAUGUAAAGCCACACUUACUAAUAAAGCCAGAUGUGACGCUACCGUUAAUGUAUAAAUCACCUAAACCAAUUAAACUCUUUGACAGAGUUGUAAUUGUUAAGACGACAUAUAUGGUAAAUAUAAUAUUAUAAAAAUUAUUGUAUAAGUA